Messenger RNA from Ostreobium quekettii, 1008 nucleotides. Lineage: Eukaryota; Viridiplantae; Chlorophyta; Ulvophyceae; Bryopsidales; Ostreobiaceae. The record is from the annotation of a GenBank genome assembly.
AUGAUCAUUCUCGGCGUGGAGGGCUCGGCCAACAAGCUGGGCGUGGGAGUGAUCCGCGACGAUGGGGAGAUCCUGUCGAAUCCCAGGCGAACGUUCGUGGCUCCACCGGGGGAAGGCUUCAUGCCCAGGCAGACGGCCGCGCAUCACAAGAAACACAUUCUCGAUGUUGUGGAUGAAGCUCUCAAGCAAGCUGGAGUGUCACCACAGGACAUUGGCGCAAUUGCCUAUACGAAGGGUCCCGGAAUGGGCACACCCCUGAUAACCUGUGCUGUUGUUGUCCGCAUGCUGUCCCAGCUGUGGAACAAGCCCAUCGUGGCAGUGAACCACUGUGUCGGGCACAUUGAGAUGGGACGUCUGGUUACUGGUGCAGAAGAUCCGGUUGUCCUGUAUGUUAGUGGGGGCAAUACCCAGGUCAUUGCAUAUGCAGCACAGAAGUACCGCAUCUUCGGCGAGACCAUUGAUAUGGCCGUUGGCAAUUGCCUUGACAGAUUUGCUCGUGUGUUGAAGCUCAGCAAUGACCCCAGCCCUGGGUACAACAUUGAGCAAAUGGCAAAAAGGGGGAAGAAGUUUGUGGAGCUUCCGUAUGUGGUCAAGGGCAUGGACAUCUCCCUCUCGGGCCUUCUGUGCCACAUUGAGAAGGUUGCGAAUGAAUUGAUCUCCAAGGGCGAGGCAACAGCAGAGGAUCUGUGCUAUUCAUUACAGGAAACGGUCUUUGCCAUGCUUGUGGAGAUCACGGAGCGCGCAAUGGCGCAUUGCAACAAGAACGCCGUGCUGAUUGUGGGCGGUGUGGGCUGCAACUUGAGGCUGCAAGAGAUGAUGCAGAUCAUGGCAAGCGAGAGGGGCGGCAAGAUUUUCGCCAUGGACGACAGGUACUGCAUCGACAAUGGCGCCAUGAUUGCAUGGGCCGGCAUGUGUGCCUACCAAAAAGGCAUAACCACUUCCCUGGAGGACACCAAGUGCACGCAGAGGUACAGGACAGAUGACGUCGACGUGAUUUGGCGGGAUUGA